AUGGCAAGAUCUAACCACGUCGUGGUCGCAGGUAGCAAUUCCGCAGCACAUCUGCAAGAUCUACUCAAGCACCUGGUCGCCUUACAGCAGCGGUCCCUCGCCGAGUCCUCCCGGCGACAAUACCGGAUCACGUGGGGGCAGUGGUGCAAUUUCUGCUCCCAGCUCGGUGUCUCGGUUUGGUUGCCAGCAACGCAACUGCACACCCAUUCCAUACGGCUGGCUCUCUUCACCGUUUAUUGCUGGCUCGGACGCUUGCCCAGCGGUAGGGUCUCGGCCGCCUCCGUUCGGUCCAAGCUCAGCCACGUCCGCUGGUAUCAUCGCCUCUACGCCGACUGUGACCCCCAGCUUACUCCCAGCCACGGCCUCGUGCUGGCCGGCAUGCAGCGCAUAAAGGACCGCCUCGACCCCAGCAACGCCCUCCACCGCGUCAUUGGUGGGGCUGCGUUGUUGGGCUUCUUCUUUCUACGAAGGAGCACUGAGUAUCUGGCUGUCAAAGGAACAAGGCGAAACUACACUCUGCUAGUGGGAGACGUCAAGAUUCGCGACGUGAGAGGGCGCGAAACCAGCAGCCAUGACCUCGCAGCAACGGUGGAAGUUGACGUCCACCACUUUCGAGGAAGCAAGAACGAUCAGACGGGCAGCGGUACGACAAGGCGGCUAGGGCGCUCCGGUCACGACACGUUAUGCCCUGUUCGCGCGGCGUUGGUGCUCAGGCACCACGCUGCAUCGAUCGGGGCGACCGACCACAGCCCGCUCUGCCGUGUGUCGCGCGUCGAAAUGCUUUCGGCCGAUACGUUGGCCAAGGUGCUACGGCGGGCUUCAGCGGCUACGGGGACAGACCCGACAAGAAUUUCGUGCCACUCGCUGCGAUGCGGUGGUGCGACGGCGCUACUGUCGGCGGGCGUCGACAGCACACUGGUCAUGCUGCACGGGCGGUGGCGCUCGGAUGCGUUCCAGCGGUACACACGCUACAAUCGACAAACGUCAGCGGACCUAGCGAUGCGAAUGGCGGGGACAUCAACCUGA
Messenger RNA from Phytophthora sojae, 1026 nucleotides. RefSeq lists its product as hypothetical. Gene Ontology annotation, molecular function: DNA binding. Bases 1 to 1026 code for a protein of 341 amino acids. Gene Ontology annotation, biological process: DNA recombination; DNA integration. The transcript has 2 exons. NCBI's taxonomy places the organism in Eukaryota, Oomycota, Peronosporomycetes, Peronosporales, Peronosporaceae. The record is from RefSeq and is a predicted model, not a curated record.